Oryctolagus cuniculus (rabbit) is the source of this 584-nucleotide messenger RNA. Lineage: Eukaryota; Metazoa; Chordata; Mammalia; Lagomorpha; Leporidae. The record is from RefSeq and is a predicted model, not a curated record.
UAGAAUCUCUCUCUCGCUUUCGGCCGGAGCCGCCAUCUUCCAGUAAUUCGCCAAGAUGACGAACACAAAGGGAAAGAGGCGAGGUACCCGGUACAUGUUCUCCAGGCCUUUCAGAAAACAUGGAGUUGUUCCUUUGGCCACAUACAUGCGCAUUUACAAGAAAGGUGACAUUGUGGACAUCAAGGGAAUGGGUACUGUUCAAAAAGGAAUGCCCCAUAAAUGUUACCAUGGAAAAACUGGAAGAGUCUACAAUGUUACCCAGCAUGCUGUUGGCAUUGUUGUAAACAAACAAGUGAAAGGCAAGAUUCUUGCCAAGAGAAUAAAUGUGCGUAUUGAACACAUUAAGCACUCUAAGAGCAGAGAUAGCUUCUUGAAACGUGUGAAGGAAAAUGAUCAGAAGAAGAAGGAAGCCAAAGAGAAGGGUACCUGGGUUCAACUAAAGCGUCAGCCUGCUCCACCCAGAGAAGCCCACUUUGUCAGAACCAAUGGAAAGGAGCCUGAGUUGCUGGAACCCAUUCCUUAUGAAUUCAUGGCAUGAUAAAUGUAAGAUAAAUAAAUAAGACCUAAUUGAAAAAAAAAAAAAA